UGAAGUUCCGCGCUCCGUGUGCGCUCCGUGGAGGCCGGGGCUGGGGUGCGCUCGGCGGUACCGCAAACACCUCUCACCCCCUCAGUCCGGUGACUUAUGGUUUCGGUAGGAUUUUCUUCUCUGAAAUAGAAAGGCGUGUGACUUGGGAAAAGAUGGCACACUCUUCAAACGGUGCCCCCAGGGGUUGGAAUCCCUCCAGGAAUAGGUGCGGCACAACGAUUCCGGAGGAGUGGAGAGGGCUGGGGUGAGGAACACUAUUUAAAAGGAUCCUAACACGUUCACCACUUUCUCUCUAGCAGUCCACAUGAGCAGACAGUAUCUGAUGCUAAGACUGCUCCUGCUUUCCAGACUUGAGCCUACUGAAAUGCAGCACUAUCUUCCCCCUCCCCCCACCUCGCCCUUCGCCAGCAGCCUCAUUAGCUAACCUUCUAGUCCGUGUUUUCUCCCCCCUUUCUUUAGUUCCACUCGCCUACUGCAUUUUUGCAAAUUUGUUUUGAGAUCACUUUACCAGAGGAGCCGGGGUCUCCUUAAGGGAUACUAAUUACUGAUUUUUUUUUUUUCUUCCUGAGUGAUAGGCUAUGGUUUCUUCUAUUUCCCCAAAAACAUUCAAGGGAAAAGGAAAUAAUUUUUUCCAGGUCUUCGAACACUUUUGGGGAAAAGCACGUUUUUUAACAGCCUCAGCUCCUCUGAGUUAAGAGUCAAAUCUGCACGCUGUGUAUGCCAGGAGAGCGGGACUGAUGGGCUUGGCGUUGUGCACCGGGAGAUCUGCAGUGCAUGCUUGGAGAGAAUCCAAGCAUGCACCAACACAGAAAGGUGAUCGGAACUGCAACCGGCACUUAAAUAUCAAGUUUAUUUGUGCACGAAGCAUAAAUAUGUAAACAUGUCUAUUUUAGCCAGCGCAAACACGGUAAAUGAAAUUGUGUGUGUAUGUGUCUGUGUGCGUGCACGCCACAGCCCAGUGAAGAGUUCAAGUUACUGCUGAGCAGAACCCCUCCUGACUGAUGCUGUCUUAGGAAAACAAUAGGGAGCUGUCCUGUUUCAGAUGUGGCCCAACAAAACAGCAACCUGUACCUCAGAGCGGCAGAAGCCUGAAAUUCUGAGCUUUCCCAUUCUGUAACUUUACUCCUUUAUCAACUCCCUGCUUCUCGUACAGUAUUCAUUUCAAAGGGGUCUCCCCGUGUUUAUGGCCCGAAAUAAACCAAAGCAGUGCAGAUGUAGCCUUCCCCAGCUUUUAGAUAAUUUUGCAUCCUUUCAUAGGAAGAAGGGUAUGUUCAUGGUUGCUUUUAAGGAAAAAAUUUAGCCUAAGAGUAGAAAUCCGCCCUUUGGGGGCUCAGGGGUGGUGGUAGCGGGGAAACAAGGAUGGGCUCCCUCCAGCCCCAGCACAGGCCGAGCUGCUUGCCUUUCUUCGCCUUGCCCCUGCGGAUCGGAGGGCUUCUCGGCGGUGUGCCCUGCCACAGGGCAUCUGUCUCGGGAAAUACUUCCCUACCUGCCUUGCUAACUUGAUCAGCGUCUCCUGGAGACAAGCGGCUCACCGUGUCACCACAUCACAUCUUCCUGAAGAGAGGCUAACUGGAGGCGCCUUUUUCCUGGGCACACAAACCGGCUCCGUAGCAUUUGAACCGCUGCUGGGUCUCCGUUUCAGUUAGCCUAGGUCACAUAAUUUUAUUCCCAGGUAGGGAAGGUUUCCUUUGCCUUCUCAUAAUAUUUUCCUCAGCUACAAAAGCCACCUGGAUGAAACCAAAGGAUUCCUGCGCGCUAGCAAAUGCCUGUUAAAUGGCUUCAUUACCACUCUAAUGACCCUUGCACCGCCCCACUCGGCUACUGCCGCGGCUGGGGCUCCGCAAGGCUUUUGUCCCCUUGUGUAAAGUUACUUAGGGAUUGCGGGGUUAGAAAUUUUACACUUCCAGGAGGGGUUUGUUGCACUGGCAGCUGGGACGCAUCUGUAACGGUACAAGUUUGCCUGAAAGCAGAAAAUUAGCAAGCCCAAGGCACUGCUUGACUGUUAUGUCCCUAGCAGCUCCAGGUCACAAGAGAAGGAGAAAGAAUGGGAAGGGGAUUUGUCUCGGAGCAAACACGUACACUUUUUUUUUUGUGAGUACCUUUCCUUAUGAUCCGAUCCGGCAGCACUAAAAUCUGGUUUCCCCCUUCCUCGUCUCUCCUGGCCACAAGUAGCUGUGCAUUGUUGUCCCCCAGUUUGUAUAUUUGAGCGGUUGGUGGCACAGCUUUAAUUACUGGACAAAGCACUCCUCGAGAUAAAUAAAAACACCCUAGGUCUAGGAAGAAGGUUGUAAUUUUUCAGGUUAGACCUGGAUCACGGGCCGUGGGAAAUAAAGAUAUGCAAGUAGACACUGUAGGUGUCCCUCCCGCGGAAACCUGUGAUGGGAAACGGGAGAUGGGAACACCGAGACGAGGAAGGGCUCUGUAGGAGCCACUGACAAGCGGUUCGUGCGCACCCACUGCCCCUCUUUCUCUUUCCAUACCAAACUGCUAAUUCACAGACUUGGUUGGAAAUUAGGAGAUGUCGCAACCAGUGCUUGGGAGGUCGUUCGUUAGAAAAGUGCCCAUCUUUCGGAGCUCCAAAGGAGCGGUGCGGAGCAAAUUGUCUCCUGGGGACUGGAGGGGGCCUGCCCAGACAGCUCCCGGCAGGGGCUGUGGUGGGAUAUGCUAAUAAAGACUGGCCGCUGCGGACCAGCCUCCCUUUCCAUGUAUAUAUAAGGGCCCCCUGCAUCAGCCAAAGGACACUUGGUCUCGGGUCCCUAAUUACGGAGGAAAUUGCCCCAGCGCGCUGCGGAGCGCCUCGCCGAGAGCCUGUGGCCGCCGUUCCGUAGUGACGCCUCCGCAGCAGGGAUGGAGGUGAUGGACAGCUGCAAGUUCUCCCCGUCCGAGCUCUUCUAUGACAGCUCCUGCCUCUCCUCCCCGGAGGGCGAGUUCCCCGAGGAUUUUGAGCCCAGGGAUUUGCCUCCUUUCAGCGCCCACGAGCCCCCCGAGCCCGCCUGCUCCGAGGAAGAGGAGCAUGUCCGAGCUCCCACUGGCCACCACCAAGCUGGUCACUGCCUCAUGUGGGCUUGCAAAGCCUGCAAAAGAAAAUCCACCACAAUGGACCGGCGGAAGGCAGCCACCAUGAGGGAGAGGAGGAGGCUGAAGAAAGUGAACCAGGCUUUUGAGACCCUGAAGAGAUGCACCACUGCCAACCCCAACCAAAGACUCCCCAAAGUCGAGAUCCUGAGAAACGCCAUCAGAUACAUCGAGAGCCUCCAGGAGCUUUUGAGGGAACAGGUAGAAAACUACUAUCACCUGCCGGGACAGAGUUGCUCCGAACCAACCAGCCCCACUUCCAGCUGCUCCGAUGGGAUGGCCGACUGUGGCAGCCCCGUUUGGUCGGCGAGAGGCAGCAGCUUCGAGGCCGUCUACUGCGCGGAGAUGUCCCACGGCUACGCCGCCGACCAGAGCAGCGCCCUGUCCAGCCUGGACUGCCUCUCCAGCAUCGUGGACCGUCUCUCCCCGGCGGAGGAACCGGGGCUGUCCCUCCGCGACGCCGACUCCCUCUCGCCCAGCAUCGACUCGGGGCCGGAGACGCCCGGAACGCCGCUGCCCCGACGGACCUACCAGGCGCUAUGAGGGGCCGGAGGGCCGGCACCCCGCGCCCGGCCCCUCCUGCAAACGCUUCUCGGGCGAGAGGGGCAGCCCCGGAGCCCCUUGGGCCGCCGCUUUCCUCUGGGGCUGCGGGCAAAGCGCCGCGCCGGCCCCCGGCCGGGGAUUUCCCGCACCCCGGCAGGGCGGGCAGAGCCCGGGGCUCGGGACACGCGCGCUGCCCUGGAAUCCCCGCUGCAAAUAAAGCAUGCUGUGAGAGAGAUGUCUGGCCGGCUGGUUCUUAAAGUGCAUUCCCUAGCAUGAGGGA
Molecule: messenger RNA, 3898 nt
Organism: Taeniopygia guttata (zebra finch)
Lineage: Eukaryota; Metazoa; Chordata; Aves; Passeriformes; Estrildidae
Gene: MYF5
Product: myogenic factor 5
Biological process (GO): skeletal muscle cell differentiation; positive regulation of myoblast differentiation; positive regulation of skeletal muscle fiber development
Molecular function (GO): DNA-binding transcription factor activity, RNA polymerase II-specific; RNA polymerase II cis-regulatory region sequence-specific DNA binding; protein dimerization activity
Source: RefSeq, a predicted model, not a curated record